GACACAUACCAUGCACCAGGCCUUUGAACCGUUGAUUUAAUCUGACGGUGUUUAUUAAUUGUAUUAAAAUUAAUUAUUUAUUAAGAAUUAUACUACAAAUUACACCCUUUAAAUAAUUAUACUUACUAUGAAGUCUCCCAACAAUUAUUAUAAUUGUAUUUUCUGGUAUGCUACCUUUAUUUCGUAGAGGUUUUGAUUGAACUUCGAAGAUUUAUCAUAAUUGAUAAUAAAUUUCCAUUGAAAUUUGGAUAGAAAAAUUGAAUAAGAACUUCAUCGUGCAGCAUCCCAAUUCGACCAUCAUCAUCGGUUCAUCACAACUACCCCAUUAAGUGCCCUUAAUUUUACAAUCAUCAUCCAAAUCCAGCAACCAUGGAAACCUAAAACCCAAAAGCAACCGCCAUUGACUUCAGCUCAUGCUCUGCUUGUAAGCUCUUAUCGUACUGGUACCAGACUGGUGCCCAAAUCCCAAUCACGACAAACCAGAAAUAGUUGACGGCGUACGAUCGACCAAAAAAGGACGCGUGAAAACAGAGGCUGCGGUGUGGCCAUUGCGAGAAUCGGGAUACUAGGCAAUUAGUUCCUCCCUCCGUCGUUCUUUAUACGGCGAGAUCGGGACCACCGAUUCGUUCAGACGGCAAAGAUUUCGAUUAACAGCGGUAGAUAACUCACCCUGUUUUGUACUGCGAGAUGGAGAAAAGGGUCGAAAAGAAACAAAAGGGAUAAAAAUCUCGAAGCAGAGUUUCCUCCCAUCACCGGAGAGCUCAUUCUUUAUAUUCUUCUCUGCCUCGUUCCGCCCAAGUCAUUAAUGAAACAUAUAUAGUUCUUUGUGUUUUGGGGAAAGGGACCUUGAGAAAGACCAUAUUUAUAUGUUGAAUUUUUGAUUACUAUGACAAGCUGUAACCUGAAACCAUGAAAUUAACGAGCAAGCUUUGUCCAAAUCCUCCUCAAACCAUGAAAUUAACAGUGUAAUUAACCAUGUAGAGGCUAGACCCCAUUAUGGACUAAAAUGUAGACUCGAUCACCAUUUGGGAAUAUGCUCAGCGUCUCCACCGACAGAUUCUUUACCUCGUCAGCGGAAUUAUCAUGGCCGAAGUUGAGAAUCGAAACGGAGAAAGUGUAGAGGGAGAAUGUGGGAGUGGGAACGAAGAAGAGUCAGGACAAAAUGACGGUGCUGCAUAACACACGGGUUUUUGUCUACCCUGCUAAUCGAAAACCUUCCAGCAGCAACCACCACCACCAACAAUGGCGGCACCACCUUCUGAACAAUCUUCCCUUUCUUCUCCCGAAUCAACAGUGAGGCCUUGUUAUCAGUCAAAACCCAGAAAUCCCAAACUAAUGAACCCGAAACCCCACCAUUGUUUCGCCCAGAGGUGGGAAAGGUUGACUUUCAACGAUGAAUGGACUUCUAUUCCUUUGCUGUUUGCAUCUCUCCAUCCACCGACGACCGAAGAAAUGGAGGUGGGAAGUGGAAGCCGGCAGAGCCGUUCUCGUUAGUGCUUCCUGUCAUUGUUGGAGGGAAGAAGGAAGAUAGAGGACGGGCGAGAAAAGGAAGAAGGAAUUUGGGGUUUCUGGAGUAGAGAGAUGAUAGUGAAGUGGGGUUGCGGUGAUGUCGGUGAUUGGGAUGGUGAAGUGGGGUGGCCGGAGGAUAGAGACAGCGGAGAUAGUGGGGAAGAAAAGAGUCACGAGAGCCUGUUUGUUGACUGAAUUAACCGGACCAUAAGCCAUUCAGCCCACUUCAGUAAUUUCAGCCCAAAUCUGUCCGGAGUCCGCAAUCAGCCUGUUAUAUCGUCCUUCGCCUUGCUGUCACUCUCUCUCUAGCUCCAAAAACAGAACCCCAAAAGCAGAACACCUUUUCCUCUAAAACAAUGACAGUUGCUUCCCUAGUGCUCCUCAAUCAAUGUUUUUGAAGCUUCAUCAUCAUAUCUACAGUCUACACCAACGGACUUCAAGCUACAACAUCAACGGCCAUCAAGCUACUUCAAGUGCUCAUUUAAACAACUCCAUCCUCUUCUCCAUAACUUGACGGUUCGGCAACGGGAAAGAAGGAUUCUUUUGGGUUGUUGAUGGGUCCAGGUUUGCUUGUUUACUCUGUAGAUUACAGGAGCUAUGGUUGGGUAAUCUAAGAGUGUUGGGUUCUCCUAGUUUUCUACAAUAGCUUGAGUUAUAGUGAUUAGGAUCUAGAUAGUCGGGUGAGUUAUAGUGAUCGAAAUCUGGGUAACCAAGUAUUGUGAGGGUUCUAAGAAGGUUGGUUUGAGAUCCCAAAUAAGUUGUUGAAAUGAGUUGUCAAAUAUAGUUGAUUAUUGCAUACUAAAGUAAGCACUUGUGUUUUAUGGUUGUUGUCAUACUAACAUUGGUAGAGUUGUAUCUCGUAGGGCGGUUACGUAUUCAACAAUUUGGUAUUCCAACAUUUAAACGCUUAAUUGCAACAUGAUGUGGUUAGUAAUACAAGAUUGAUUUAGGAUGUAAGGAUAUAAAUGUUUUUAUAUUCACGUUUAGGAAUUCUCAUUUUAUGCUUGUUACACUAUAUUGAUUUAGAAAAUGCCACACAUUUGUCAAUUAAGGUUGGCUACAUAACUUGGUUUUUCUUUAGGGUACGUUUAAAGUCGGGGAUAAAAUGUUGGAACUCCAUUAAUAUGUUUUAUAGGGUAUGUGAUUGUAUCUGGUGCAGAAGACCACCUGAGUGGCAGGUAGCAGGUCCCGAAGUUGCCAUAUGACACGAGUGGUUCUUGUAGAUGUGGCACUAUAGCAUUGGCAAUUUGGUAUUUUUAGAUAGAGUGGGUGCUUUUGUGUAGAUGUGGCCCCGUAGGUUGUUUGUUGUUGUUUUUACCAUCAUUUGCACCAAUCUAAUGGUACAAAACUGUUCUUCUUGUAAUCUCGGUUAGAUUGUAUCAAAUUAUUUUUGUUUAUUAGAAUCUCUAUCAAAAUCUUGUGUAAAGCUAAAAAGUGGUUCUUGUAACCACUGUACCCAAAUCAUUUAUUGGGUAGAAUCUGUAUCCAAAUCUUGUGUGAAGAUAAAAUGUGAUUCUUCUAAUAUCUGUACCCAAUCAUAUUUUGGUAGAAUCUAUAUCUAAAUAUUUUGUGAAGAUAAAUGUUGCCAUUUGUAAUGUAAAGAAUAUAGUAAUUAAUUUAUUUCCUUUUAAAAAAAUCGUUUGCCCCUUCAGUCUUCUCCGUAUCAUCUCUUCUAAGUUAUUCUUCCCACAUUCCAAUAGUAGAUAAUCUCUAUAUUUGCUCUGAAAUCGGUAGCCUGAUUGCAAAAUUUAAAAUGAUUUUUCUCUUAGUAUUGAUCAUCAAUUUAAUUAAUGUAUGUUACCGAAGAUUUCCGAUAAAAAAAAGAAGAUUCCCAUCAUUGAUUGAAGAAGACAAAAUUAGGUAUAGUUGUUUCCUUUUUUUUUCUGACGAAGAUAGAAGGUUUUGAGGGUAAAAAAGGAUAAUGAUAGGGUAGACAAUCAGCAAAUAAAUAGGAGAUCAAUUA
Molecule: messenger RNA, 3472 nt
Organism: Linum trigynum
Lineage: Eukaryota; Viridiplantae; Streptophyta; Magnoliopsida; Malpighiales; Linaceae
Source: the annotation of a GenBank genome assembly